UCACGUGACAAAGCUGCAACAACCCUCGUCCGGAUACGCAGAUUUCAUAGCGUGUUUGUGUGUGUGUGCGUGCGUGUAUACGCCCUCCCUUCGUGCAUCGGUCGGCGCCAGGCGUCGGAGUUUGAAGGACGUCGACGAAGCGCGAGGCGCGUCUCUCGUUUGCGGAAGGCAUCGUCUUACGCCGGGAGGCGUUCACAACCAUACCGGGGGCCACAAUGACGGCUCGCAUCGUGGAUGGCGUGCUGCAAUCGCCGUUCACGCUCGGCGACUUCGAGGACAUCUCUGUGCCCCAGCUGAUACGUAACCGCCUGCAGCGGUAUGCGGACAAGGUGGUCGCUAUCGACGUGGACACGCAUCUGACAGGUGCCGAGUUCCUUCACCGCAUACGCCGCUGUGCGGCUGGGUUUUCCCGAGAGGGCCUGAAGAGGGGCGCUCGGGUAUGCUGCCAGCUCGGAAACACUCUUGACGGCAUCGUUGCCGCCAUGGGCGUCGUAUUCGCCGGUGGUACGCUGGUCAUGGCCAAGACAACCUUCGUAGAGAGAGAACUGCGGUACCAAAUAGAAGACAGUAGCUGUGAGUGGAUUCUAACGGACCAGAGUAAUUCAUCCAAAGCCUUGCAAGUCAUGGAGAAGAUUCCAUUGAAGGCGUAUGCCGUAGGAGAUGUCUCCGGCUUCGUGAAUGUCCUCCGGUUUCAGACUAUCGGUGAGGAAUCGUGGCAAGGCGAAGACGAGCCCUACGACACGGCCGAAGACGUCGUUGUGAUUCUCUACACAUCCGGCACCACGGGCUUGCCGAAAGGCGUGGAAGUCUCGCACAAGACUUACGUUUACGUAUUUCUUUCAUUCAGCAAGUUCGAGUUCAUUACGGAAGACGACGUUUACCUCGCUUGGAAUCCGCUAACUCACGUGUCUGGCUUCGCACUGAACGUCUUCGCUCCGUGUUUGGGGGCUACGGCGAUCCUGCGGGAGCCUUCCUUACCGCUAGAUAGAUUUUUGGAUGUCGUUCGAACAUACGGGGUCACAACGAUGGUGGGCGUGCCAGUGAAGAUGCAGAUGUUUAUCAACGAGGCAAAGAGCUCGGGGCGAAAGCUGCCGCACGUAGAUAAAAUUGUCUUUGGCGGGAGCACCGUGUCCAGCAGCAUGGCGCGCGAUAUCUGCGACAUGAUGACGCCGUCUACGUUGGCCAACCUCUACGGGAUGACCGAGACGUUCGGCCUGGUCAGCGCUACCAAGGUGGGCGAAUUCAUCGUAGACAACAUGGGACUCCCUUGCGCUGGGUGUGAAGUGAAGGUGGUCGACGUGAACAGCGGAAAGCUUUUGGAGCCGUUCGAGCAGGGGGAACUCUGCGUGAGGGGUCCCAACGUCAUGAAGGGCUAUCACCGCCGUCCCGAAGCCACGGCGGAAGUGCUUGACUGCGACGGAUGGCUGCGGACAGGGGAUCUUGGUUACUACGAUCGCGAGGGCCACCUGUACAUCGUGGAUCGGUUGAAGCAGCUGAUCAAGUGCAUGGACAGCCAAUUGGCCCCCAGCGAGCUCGAGGAGAUUCUGCUUACUCACGACGCUGUCGCCGAGGUGGCCGUGGUUGGAGUGCCGAGUGCCAAAUACGGCGAGGCGCCUGCUGCUUGCGUCGUGCUGAACGCCUCCUACGCAGAGCCGCACGACGUGAUCGAAGAGGAGUUGAAGAAGCUCGUGGCUGGGCAAACGGCCGUUUACAAGUACCUGUACGGCGGAGUGAUCUUCCUGGAGUCCCUGCCGAAGGCAGAGAACGGAAAAGUACUGAAGAAGGAGUUACUUGCUAAGUUUGCCAAUAAGCCAAUUGUUUGAAACAUGUACUUGGACGCACUUUGUAUAUAUUGCCUACGCCGGAGCUCGCUGUGCCAUCCACUGCGUUUGUAUUGUACAGUGCUGUUUUUCAGUGCCAAAAUAUCUUUUAUUAAAACUAUAACGAAUACUUCUUAGA
Messenger RNA from Dermacentor andersoni, 1959 nucleotides. RefSeq lists its product as uncharacterized. Gene Ontology annotation, molecular function: CoA-ligase activity. Lineage: Eukaryota; Metazoa; Arthropoda; Arachnida; Ixodida; Ixodidae. The record is from RefSeq and is a predicted model, not a curated record.